Salvia hispanica is the source of this 318-nucleotide messenger RNA. The record is from RefSeq and is a predicted model, not a curated record. Lineage: Eukaryota; Viridiplantae; Streptophyta; Magnoliopsida; Lamiales; Lamiaceae.
AUGCGGAAUCGUAAGGGUGAGCAUGGCAUGGAAGAAGAAUUGCAAGAACUCCUCACGCUGGAGGGAUACACAGGAAGUUACGAGCUCGAGAACAGAGGAGCCAAUGAUCAUCAGCUUAAGCUUUUCACUUAUGCAUCCAUCAUCUCUGCCACUAACAACUUCUCUUCCAACAACAAACUCGGAGAGGGUGGUUUCGGCCCUGUAUAUAAGGGUAGAACAGGAGAGGGCCAAGACAUAGCAGUGAAGCUUCUAUCGCGAAAGUCAGGACAAGGCUUGCUUGAGUUCAAGAAUGAGCUCAUACUCAUCUCUGAGCUGUAG